This is a messenger RNA of Drosophila hydei, 582 nucleotides long. It is a transcript of the gene ATPsyndelta, whose product is annotated as ATP synthase subunit delta, mitochondrial. Lineage: Eukaryota; Metazoa; Arthropoda; Insecta; Diptera; Drosophilidae. The record is from RefSeq and is a predicted model, not a curated record. Gene Ontology annotation, biological process: proton motive force-driven ATP synthesis. Gene Ontology annotation, molecular function: proton-transporting ATP synthase activity, rotational mechanism. The transcript is spliced from 4 exons. The coding region runs from base 106 to 579 and encodes 157 amino acids.
GUCGAUUUGAUUGACGUCUCUAAGUAGCGGCACUGGUUACGAGCUGAGCGACGAUUCCAUAAUAUUCUUUAUUUUCGCCACACUCCAAAUAAAUAAAAGAACAAAAUGUCGUUCGUCAGAAAUGCUCGCCUCUUGGCCAAGCGCGGCGCUCGCCUCAGUCUGAAUCGGUCCUACUCGGACGACAUGAAGCUGACCUUCGCUGCUGCUAACAAGACUUUCUUCGAUGCCGCAGUUGUGCGACAAAUCGAUGUGCCCUCUUUCAGCGGCUCUUUUGGUAUUCUAGCCAAGCAUGUGCCCACAUUGGCUGUGCUGAAGCCUGGUGUUGUCCAAGUCACCGAAAAUGAUGGUAAAGUUACAAAGUACUUUGUAUCCAGCGGUUCAGUGACCGUCAACGAGGACUCUUCAGUGCAGGUGCUCGCAGAAGAGGCACACAAUAUCGAGGACAUCGACGUCAGCGAGGCCAGGCAGCUGCUUUCCAAAUACCAGUCAGAGAUGAGCUCCGCUGCAAGCGACAAGGCCAAGGCAGAAGCUGCCAUUGCCGUGGAAGUCGCUGAAGCGCUUGUCAAAGCUGCCGAAUAAAUU